Molecule: messenger RNA, 6507 nt
Organism: Cebus imitator (Panamanian white-faced capuchin)
Lineage: Eukaryota; Metazoa; Chordata; Mammalia; Primates; Cebidae
Gene: RTL10
Product: retrotransposon Gag like 10
Exons: 3
Coding region: 476-1570 (364 amino acids)
Source: RefSeq, a predicted model, not a curated record
AGUGUGGAGGCGGGAGCCGCGGCAGCCGGCUUGGAACUCCGUGCGCGCGGGCCUGGAGCUGCGCCCCUCCGUCUUUUCCCGACUUCUGAUCCGCGGAGGGGCACUCGGAGCCCCAGCCUGGGUCGCAGUGCCUUAGGCCUGCGGGCCUCAGUUUCUCGGUGGCGCUUGGACUCUCGCCCUCGGAGGGAGGCCCGUCCCCCGGUCUCUGGCUGCGGAUCCCUGGACCCUCUUCGCGGGCGCUUCGCGUAGCGGCGGAUUGCCUCGGAUGGUGGCCUGCGACUGACAGUCCCUCAGCUCUUCUCAGCUCUCCUGAGGCUGCAGCUGUCAGCUCCCUGAUCCUCAGCACUUGCCUGGACCAGUGCGGGUCUGCCACACCCUGUUCAGCCAUCCCUGUACUGUUGUGUCGUGCAAGCCACGUCUGUCCGCACCCUGCCCCCUGUGCUGGCUCUCCUCUCUUCUCCCCUCUGCUCCCAGCAUGCCUCGCGGCCGUUGCCGUCAGCAGGGCCCUCGCGUUCCCAUCUGGGCAGCCGCCAAUUAUGCCAACGCACACCCAUGGCAGCAGAUGGACCAGGCCUCUCCUGGGGUGGCAUGCACCCCCCUUGUGGAUCCCUGGAUUGAGCGGCCCUGCUGCGGGGACCCUGUGUGUGUGCGGACGAUCAUGGAGCAGAAGAGCACAGCUAGUGGUGCUCCUGGCAGUCAGCUCGCAGAAAGGGGUCCUCUAGCGGGGUGCAUGCCCAGCCCCCGACCCCGCAGGGUGGACUUCUGCUGGGUGCCAGGCUCGGACCCAGGCACCUUUGAUGGCUCCCCAUGGCUACUGGACCGUUUCUUGGCCCAGCUGGGUGAUUACAUGUCCUUCCGCUUCGAGCACUAUCAGGACAACACCAGCCGUGUCUACGAGAUCCUUGGGCGCCUGACAGGCCGAGCCCGGGCCUGGGCAGCCCCCUACCUUGUUGGGGACCUGCCCCUGCCUGACGAUUACGAGCUCUUCUGCCGGGAUCUCAAGGAGGUUGUUCAAGACCCGAACAGUUUUGCUGAGUACCACGAGGUGGUUCCCUGUCCCCUGCCCCUGGCCUCCAGUCGGCCUCCAGCGUCCCCUCAGCUGCCUGCAGUGAGGCAAUACUUAGCUAGGUUCUUGGAGGGCCUGGCACUCAACAUGGGUACUGCCCCCAGGGCUUUACCAGCGGCCAUGGGCACCCCUGCUGUGUCUAGGUCCAGCUCUAUAUCCAGAAGUGCUCUGCCUGAGCAGCAGCUGACCAAGGAGAGCACUCCUGGACCCAGGGAGCCCCCAGUCCUGCCCAGUUCUGCAUGUAGCUCCAAGCCUGGUCCUGUGGACCCAGCCUUCUCUCAGCCAGAGGAGGCAGCCCCAACACCUGUCCCUAGACUGUUGGAGUCAGCUAAUUCUUCUGCCCAGAGACCAGACCCAGCUCACCCAGGGGAUCUGAAACCCUGGAAAACAGAGAAGGAGACUUCGGAGACAGAGGGAGACCAGGAGGUAUCCUCAGGUACCCCACAGGAGGUGGUGGGGGCCCCGGAGACCCCAGGAGAGCCACCACUUUCUCCUGGGUUCUGAACGCAACCCAGGCGGGAGCAAUGCUGUGCCUCGUGAUGAAGUGGCCUGUGUGGCUCUAGAGCCCCUUAGUCCCCUGUCAUAGGAGAGUGGCAUCCCCAGAUGAUUUCAGACGGCCCCAUAGCUGGGCAAGGUGUGCUUGUUUUGGACUUUGCCCUAAGCAGAAAUAGCUCCCCCGACCCCAGCAGAGCUUGUCCUCCGCCCUGUGCCCUUUCCCUGCUCCCGCUGGCUGUCAGCUGCGUCCCUGCCCGUCACCUGGGAGUGCCGUCUCGCCCAGGCCUGCUCCCACGAGGGGGUCAUUUUGUAGAUCAACUCCCAGCAGGUACUUGCAUCAUCUUUGUCACCUCCACCCCCACAAAACACCCCCCUUGGUGUCUUCCACACUGGCUGGGACUGAACUGGGUCUGCCACAUCUGCCCUGUUGGGAUCUGGUUCCUGUUUGGGUCUCUGUGUGUCCCCCUAACCGCACCAUCUCUGCUCCCUGUGACUUCUGUGCCAGCUGGAAUGUGAGGAAGGCUGCCGGGAGGAAGUGGCAACUUCGAUUCUGCUGGAUGAGUGGGAUGGCAUCUUGGCAGAGAAUGAUGUUUCCUGUGGGUUUACCAGCAGUCCUAGUCAGCUGGGAGGUUUGGAUGCAGGAAGAUGGGAUGCAAGCCCCUUGUUAAGCUUAGCUGCAGGCAUUCUCCCUUCAUUUGUUAGCACUCAAGUCAUGCCUGGUGUUCUGAAGCAGCUUUCUCUUCCCUGCUGCUGUGCUGCUGUCCCCUGCGCACUCCCGUGCAUAGCCCAUUCAGCAAUUAACCCCAGUGAUGUAAAUGACUUGGAUCUCCCUCCUGGCAGACUGACCCUCUAGGGCAGGGGCUCUGUCUUAGUCAGCUAUGUGGCUUGGUACACAAUUGGUGCUCAUUAAACUGUUGGAUUACUGGCUGAGCCUGUGGUGCAGUGGCUGCCAACCAGUGAGUCCCCGUUUCCAUUCUCUCAGGAGCAGAGGCCUGGUCAUGAACAUUCCAGGUCAGCAUUGCAGGUGUGGCUUCUAGCAGGGGAUUUGAGGGUCCAAGAGUCUGAUGGAAGGAGCUGGGGCUGAGUAGGUGGGGCUGGGUGCUCGGCAGGUGGAGAACUGUGAAGUGAGGACCAGGCAGCAAUCCAGAGCUGUGAGGCCCCAGGCCCAGAGGAUUGGAAUGAAGAAAGACCUGUUCCGCACAAGGAGGGGUUUUCUAGUGGAAGCUGAGCUUGGAAGCUCCUGGAGCCAAGUUUACCACAGGAUGGGCAGGUACAGCCGCCCAGUGUGUUCAGUGUGUGCCCACUUUGGUGCCUGGACAAGAAUUUCAAGCCUCUUUCAGUUUUAUGAUUGUGAAAACAACAAAACAACACCUUCCUAAAAAGUAGGAAGGAAAAGCAGAAAUGUGAAUUGAAAAUACAGCUAACUAUUUUAGGAAAAACUCAUUAUCAAGCAUCUGAUUAAACUUACUCAGAAACUGACUGGGCACAGUGGCUCACACCUGUAUGUCAGGUGGAUCACCUGAGGUCGGGAGUUCGAGACCAGCCAGACCAACAUGGAGAAACCCUGUCUCUACUAAAAAUACAAAAUUAUCCAGGUGUGGUGGCACUUGCCUGUAAUCCCAGCUACUUGGGAGGCUGAGGCAGGAGAAUUGUUUGAACCUGGGAGGCACAGGUUGCAGUGAGCCAAGACCAUGCCAUUGUACUCCAGCCUGGGUAACAAAAGUGAAACUCUGUCAAUAAAACAAAACAAACUUAGAAAAAUAGAAAUUGUUGGGAUUAUUUUAUUUGGUAAUUAUCACUAGGAAAGGCUCUGGGUUCAGAUGGUUUUAUGUGUGAGUUAUUUCAGGGCACAAAUACCGUGUAGAUAAAACAGCUGGAAACCUUGGAAAUAGGUGGGAAGCUAUAGUUAGAAAGUGAGUAUAGCCCCUGUAGCAAAGCAAGUAAGCUGGCAGAAGAAACCCAUGUUCAGUCUUGAUUUUGGUCAGAUGUGGGAAGUCCAGGACGUCCUUGCCCAGUCCCCUGCUUCUGUGCCAGGUCACACAGCUGCCCUCUAUCCAAUGGCUCAGGCCCCAGCCUGAGGGGUCAGGUUAGACUGCUCUCCCAUGCCUGCCUCCGGUGCACUGUGGCCUGGCUUCCCAGUGGGUCUGGCAAUAGAACCCAGAGUUGCCCUCUGGGAUGGACAGGCUAGUUACCCAGCUGACCCUUACCCCAUCCCACAGGCUUCUGGGCAGGCCACCUUCCUAUCUCCCUUUAGUGGACCUGAAGUGGAUCCUUCAGCCUGGGAUUGCUGCCUUCUCUUCUGAACUCUGUCCUACUGGGGCUUUGGGUUUUUUCUGCUCUUGAGACCCAGGCAGCUCCUGGGGAUGUGUGAGUUAUGGUCUGCCAUGUGUCUGAGGGCCAGUCGCACAGCAUUAGCCUUCCCAGGCUUGAGAGCCCAUGGGAGAGUCCAGGUGACCUGGUUUUUAAUUUGUAAAAUGGGUCCUGUUCAUUGUGGUUGGGCUCUCUCUAGAAAGGAAAGCAGGGUCUUAAAGUGGUGAUGUCCAGGUUUCCUGCACAGGUAGGGUGGAGGCAGGGAUGGGCUCCGGCACGGCAUUCCAGACAGGCAGUACACGGCCCCUUGCAGAGUUGCUUUGUUGCCAGCUGCUGCAGCACCUGCUUUCAGACAGAGAUGACAGAGCUGCUUUCCUGCUCCUUGGGGAGGGAGGUGCACCAAGGGCCAGGAGAGGAGGCACUCUCCCUGGGUUGUUUGUCUCUCCUGGCCCCCACUCACUGACAGACCCGAAGCGGGGGUGCUCAGGAGUCACAGAACCUGGCAGGGUUUGCUGGGUGUGCUCAGGGACAGGCCAUGGUGCUGGCCCUGCUUUCCAAUCAUGGUGUCUGUCCCUCACUUCCCUUGGAAAUACCGGAGAUUUUAUUUCCUGAAGAUAGGACAUGACGGGUGCUAUGAGAGGGUGUUUAAAGUACCUGUCUCCAAGGAAAACUUUAAAAUAGGAAGUUGUAAGGAUGAGGUCCUAUGGGAUAUUGGAAUAUUUUAUAAAGCUACAAUAAUUAAAAUACUUAGAUGUUGUGGACAGAUGAGCAGAGAAUAGAGAACUUUGAAACAGGGCCAAAUAAAUAGGGAGAUUUAAUACAUGCUAGAGGUGUUUCCAAUUAAUGAGGGUAAGAUUGAUUAUUCAGUUGGCCCUCUGGAAAUAAAGCCAAGUGCAUGCCUCACUCUUUAUGUCAGUAUGUAUUCUAGAUGGAUUAAAGAUUUCAGUGUUAAAAUUAUGAAAGUACUAGAGGGAAAUAUGGGUGAAUUUUUUUGGCCUGUGAUUCCAGGAUUUAAAAAGUUUUAGAUGCCCAGAGUUGUGGAGGUAUGGAGAAGUGGGCCUUCUCAUACUAUUGGUGGGAGUAUACAGUAUUACAAUUUGACCACAUAAGGUGUGUGUUCUAGGAACACACAUGCUGUGACUGCUUGCUAGGUGCCUGAAGGCUCUUGCCAGGGAUGGUCAUGAUUUGGUGCCACUACAUGGGGGUUGAGAGCAGGGAUUGGAGGUUGGCCUUGGCUUCUCCCCUCCCCUCAUGAGCUGAGGGUCCUCACCUGACCUUUUUGAGUUGGGAACAUAGUGUUUCAUCAUGGGGUGGUCAGAAGGUUUGAAUGAGAAUGGUGCCCAUGCAUCGCCUUGGCUGGGGUCUAGGCCCUCUGACACCCACCUUGUGGGUGUCACUGUUUUUUGAACAGCAGAACUGGAAAAGCCCAAAGAUCCAGCAAUAAAGGAGCACGGCAAAUAAAACUGUUACCCUGCAGGAUCAGUCGGCAUGAGCCAGACUGUGCCGCAGUAACAAAGAUCUCCAGCGGUAGUGCUACAGUUGACACUGCUUAUUUCUUGCUCACACCUGGCGGCCACCAUGGAUGGAGCCUGUCAAACCUGUGCUGACAAGAGCCUACCUGGACAUAUUUCUCCGUGCUCACUGAGGCAGGGGAAAGACCACAGCAGGCCACAAGUGAUGUGUGUCACCCCGCUUCCAUUUCUGUGGCCAAAGGAAGCCACAGAACCACACCUGAGUUCCAUAGGACGGGAGCAGCUGAUCAUCCUGUGGGCCGGGGUGCUCAGUAUGAAGUAUGAGCAGCCACCCAAUGCGGGGCUGGUUGGUGCUGCUGCUAAGGAUGGGAGGAUGGCCUGCAUCCAUCCCAGAGCAACAUACGCGUUUGUCUGCUGGGGCUGCCUGACAAAGGACCACAGGCCGACGGGCUUAAACAGCAGACAUUUAUUUCCUCAUGGUUCUGGAGCUGGAAGCCUGAGAUCAAGGUGUGGGCAGGGUUGGUUUCUCCUGAGGCCUCACUCCUUGGCCUGCAGAUGUCCACUUUCUUGUCGUGUCCCUGUCUGUGUCUGUGCCCUAAUCUCUCGUGACGUCACCAGUCUAUGAGAUCAGCGCCCACCCAUGAACUCAAUGAACCCUGAAUUACCUCUUUAAAGACUCUGUCUUCAAAUAGAAGUACUAGUGGUUAGGACUUGAACAUAAUAUUGGGGGGACACAGUUCUGCUCACAGCAGUGCCCGAGAUGGGCUUCUCUGGUUUUAUCUUUGCUGUUCCUGACAGUGCUAUCUUGAGCAGGCCGUGUUCUCCACAUGCCUGUCCCCCAGGCCCUGGGUUCUGGGGCCAUACUGAGGCACGUUGGAUGGCCAAGCCUCAGCUAUUGAGUGGGCAGUGCCUGGUUGUGCUGUACGCGACACUCUGUUUCUCACUUAAGAAAUCUUUCCCUACCUGGGGGUACAAAGCAUUAUCCUGUAUUCCCAGGUUGUAACUUUUUGCCUUUGACAUUCAACCUCGAGUGCACCUGUAAGUGUAACUGUGGUGGGAGGGAGGGGUCUACUGUCAUCCUUGAGAGCCUGCGAUGAGCAGAGCCCCUCUGCCGACUGCGAUGUACAUGUAAUAUGAGCAAGAAAUAAAUUUUUGAUGUGUGAA